Mollisia scopiformis is the source of this 1374-nucleotide messenger RNA. RefSeq lists its product as uncharacterized. The record is from RefSeq and is a predicted model, not a curated record. Gene Ontology annotation, molecular function: metalloaminopeptidase activity; manganese ion binding. NCBI's taxonomy places the organism in Eukaryota, Fungi, Ascomycota, Leotiomycetes, Helotiales, Mollisiaceae. Gene Ontology annotation, cellular component: mitochondrion. The annotation marks the transcript as partial. The transcript has 3 exons.
GCCACGGUAUCUGUAUCAGCUGCAGACCUACAGUUCGGUCAACCUGUUCAUGAGACUCACCCACAUCUUUUGAGAGCCGGAGAAAUUACGCCAGGUAUUACUGCCCAAGAAUAUUCGGAUCGAAGGUCGAGGCUUGCGGCGAGCCUACCAGAGAAAGGAGUAGCGAUCUUGGCUUCUUCCAACACGAAAUACAGAUCCGGCGCUGUCUUCUACGAAUUUCACCAAGAACCGAAUUUCUUCUACCUGACUGGUUUCAAUGAGCCUGAAGCUGUAGCCGUCAUACAGAAAGUUGGGCCCAAGUCUUCUGCCGACUACACUUUUCACUUGUUUUUGAGGCCGAAAGAUGCCAAAGCAGAACAAUGGGAUGGUGCUAGAACCGGAGAGCAGGCUGCUUUGGAUGUGUUCAAUGCCGAUGAGUCCGGAGAUGUGAACCAUCUGCAUACAUUACUUCCUCCUCUCAUUGCAGGAGCUAGCGAAGUCUACACAGAUAUAGCAAAGUGCUCUGGCUUUGGACGAUUCUUCCGAGACCAAGAUGCGGAGCCCAACGAUUUUCAGAAGAUGAUCAAGGGUAGCAAAGUCAAGGCAUUGAAGCCUCUGAUACACGAGUUGCGGAUCAUCAAGAGUGAAGCCGAAAUUACCAAUAUGCGUAUGGCUGGAAAGUUUUCUGGGCGCGCUUUCACAAAUGCUAUGCGGCAACAGUGGACGAGAGAGAAAGAUUUAGGAGCUUUCUUGGAUUACAACUUCAAAAUUGGAGGUUGUGAUACAACUGCAUAUGUUCCAGUCAUUGCAGGAGGCAAGAAUGCCUUGAGUAUCCAUUAUGUCCGCAAUUACGAUGUGCUUCAAAAUCAUGAGAUGGUCCUAGUGGAUGCGGGAGGAGAGUAUGGUGGCUAUAUUGCGGAUAUCACCCGUUCAUGGCCAAUAAGCGGAAAGUUCUCUGAUCCACAACGGGAUCUCUACGAAGCCAUUCUACGUGUUCAGCGAAGCAGUAUAUCACUAUGUCGAGAGAGUGCUAAUAUGACAUUGGAUAAAAUCCAUCAAAUCACUGAACAUGGACUGAAGGAGCAGCUGAAGUCAUUGGGCUUCGACGUAAACGGCAAUGCUAUGGACAUCCUGUUCCCACACCACGUUGGGCAUUAUAUUGGCUUGGAUGUACAUGAUUGUCCUGGGUAUGCUCGGUCAGUACCAUUGAAAACUGGUCACUGCGUUACCGUUGAGCCCGGUAUAUAUGUUCCUGAUGAUGAGCGUUGGCCAAAGCAUUUCAGAGGUCUAGGGAUCCGGAUCGAGGAUAGCGUUUGUGUACAAGAUGAUUCCCCUCUUAUUUUGACGACAGAAGCUGUCAAAGAAGUUGUAGAUAUUGAGGCACUACGAGAUUAG